Messenger RNA from Candoia aspera, 1618 nucleotides. RefSeq names its product G-rich RNA sequence binding factor 1 (gene GRSF1). The record is from RefSeq and is a predicted model, not a curated record. The coding region runs from base 50 to 1408 and encodes 452 amino acids. Gene Ontology annotation, cellular component: ribonucleoprotein complex. The transcript has 10 exons. Gene Ontology annotation, molecular function: RNA binding. Lineage: Eukaryota; Metazoa; Chordata; Lepidosauria; Squamata; Candoiidae.
UGGCUCGCCCGGGCUGGUCGCCACGACGUCGACGAAGCCUCCCUCUCCCAUGGCCGGGACUCGCUGGGUGCUGGGCGCGCUGCUCCGCGGCUGCGGCUGUAGUUACAGCAGUUGCCGCCACACCGGCGCGGCCUGCCUGCCGCUCCGGCCCCCCUCCUCGUCGCCGCCGCCCGCCGGCGCCCUCGGCCUUUGGGGCCGCCGCCGCCUCCUGCUCUUGCUCGGGGCAGCCACGCAGAGCCGCGGGUUCUCCAGCUCCGCCGGGCCGGUGCCCGGCUUCGGCUCCUGGCGGGGAUCGUUGCUAUCCCCGGCCCUCGCGGGCCGCUGCUACAGCCAGGAUCAAGAGUCUUUUCAAGAGGGAUAUCACUUACCCCCAGAAUAUGAAAUAUCUCCAGAAGAAACAGAAGAGCAGAAUGAAGUGCAUCUGAUUCGAGCCCAAGGCCUGCCAUAUGACUGCACUGAGCAAGAUGUUCUCAACUUUUUUUCAGGGAGCAAGGUCCGAAAUGGCGUGGAGGGCAUACAUUUCCUCUUAUACCGAGAUGGCAAGCGCAGAGGAGAUGCUAUAGUUGAACUUGAGUCCGAACAGGAUGUGCUGAACGCCUUGAACAAGCACCGGAAAUACCUGGGCCAGCGCUACGUGGAAGUUUUUGAAAUACGUAAUAAGGAUGUUGAUGUCCUAAUGAGGAGCCUGAAGUUCCGUUCGGCACCCAUAAACAAUGAUGGAGUGGUACGACUGAGAGGUCUGCCCUACCGUUGCUCUGAAGUAGAUAUUUCAGAGUUCUUCUCAGGUUUGACUAUACAGGACAUAGUAUUUGUCUUUGACUACGAAGGAAGGAGGAAAACAGGAGAGGCAUUUGUACAGUUUGCAACACCAGAAAUGGCUAAUAAAGCUUUGUUGAAGCAUAAGGAAGAAAUUGGGAACCGCUAUAUAGAAAUAUUCCCAAGCCAAAAGAGUGCAAUUCGAACACACAGUGACUUUUUCCGGUAUAAGAAGAUGAUGGCAUCUCCCAUUCCAAAGCAAUGUUCUGAAACCAUUUUUGAGGAAAGCAAGUUGAAUGAAGUCUCAAAGCCCAGUCUGGCGUAUGAAAAUGAAAACAAAAGUGAGGCUUUUAAACAAGUAUUUGAAAAGCCUCAGGAUGUGGCUGAAUCAGGAUGUUUCUCCUCCCCUUACUUUGUCCACCUGAGGGGGAUGCCUUUUCAAGCAACAGCGCAAGAUAUUAUACAUUUUUUUGCUCCCCUAAAGCCUGUGAGGAUCACAAUGGAAUAUAAUUCAAGUGGCCAAGCGACUGGAGAAGCAGAUGUUCACUUUGAAACACACACAGAUGCAGUUGCAGCCAUGGCCAAGAACAAGUUUAAAGUCCAACAUAGAUAUAUUGAAUUAUUUCUGAAUUCAUCACCAAGCAGAAAAUAGAGCAGCCUGUGACAGUGAUAUAAUUCCCAAAGUUUAGAUAAAUCAAGAUGCGUUUCACCUGCACACGUUCCUAGAGCUGGACUACUGUUGUCCCCCUCCCCCUGAAUUGCCUUUCAAAGAAAAUCCAGUGGCUGCAUCUGAAACCCUUACAAAAUGUUUGUGCAGGAUCUGUUUUAUGUAAACCAAAAUUAAAGUUGAACUGUACUUAAA